Molecule: messenger RNA, 1767 nt
Organism: Carassius auratus (goldfish)
Lineage: Eukaryota; Metazoa; Chordata; Actinopteri; Cypriniformes; Cyprinidae
Product: histamine H1 receptor
Exons: 2
Coding region: 179-1750 (523 amino acids)
Biological process (GO): positive regulation of MAPK cascade; adenylate cyclase-activating adrenergic receptor signaling pathway; positive regulation of vasoconstriction
Cellular component (GO): plasma membrane
Molecular function (GO): histamine receptor activity
Source: RefSeq, a predicted model, not a curated record
GAGAGAGAGAGAGAGUUUCAGAGCAGUAAAUCAUCCGUCAGCGUCCGGUUCACUCGAAAUGUACAUCAGAUCUGUGGAGAUAACAUCAUCCUGCUGGGAGUUUGCUGAAAGUCGGAAGGAAACUCCAUUACGUGGAUAUGAAUUUUAAAACCCAUCAUGUGACACUUUGGACUGCUCAAUGGAGAUGACUACGAUACUCACCGCGACAAACAGCCAAGGAAAAAGAAUUCUUCAGGAACGUUCCGAACCCAACGUCACAAGUCUUCUGAACGCGUCCGCUCCCUUCCACCAUCACAUGAGCAAUGCGGUGCUGGGCGUUCUGCUCGGCACACUGUCCCUUCUGACCGUCAUCAUGAACCUGCUGGUGCUUUUUGCCGUUAGAAAGGAACGGACUUUACACACGGUGGGGAACCUGUACAUCGUCAGCCUCUCGAUAGCGGACCUCAUUGUCGGGGCGACAGUCAUGCCCUUGAAUCUGGUCUACCUUCUUGAGGACGAGUGGAAACUGGGUCGCGUUAUUUGCCAGUUCUGGCUGGUCAUGGACUAUGUGGCGAGCACGGCCUCCAUUUUCAGCUUGUUCAUCCUUUGCUUGGACAGGUACCGCUCCGUACGCCAUCCCUUACAUUAUUUGAAGUAUCGGACACGUGGUAGAGCGACGCUGCUGAUUUGUAGCGCGUGGCUGCUCUCCAUGACCUGGAUCGUUCCCAUCCUGGGCUGGAGGAUGUUCGCUCAGGUCGACAGGAAGCCAGAGAUGGAGAACCAGUGCGACACGGACUUCCGCUUCGUGACCUGGUUCAAAGUUCUGACCGCCAUCCUCAACUUCUACAUUCCCUCCUUCCUCAUGCUUCUGUUCUACUCGCAGAUUUUCAUCGCAGUCCGCGAUCAUUACAGAGAGUGGGAGAACUUUGCCGGUCCGAUGGUGAAAACAGAAACAGACGACACGUUACAGAACGGCAUGCAGCUGCAGAUAACCAAAGCCUCGGAGAGAGAGAGUCUGGCUUCACAAGCGUAUUCUCAAAACGAGGGCCUGCUGGAUCAGUACAGUUUGGAGCAGGCUUACAACUCGAGGGACAAUAACGAGGACAAUACCGAUUCCUUGACUGAGACCGAGAGGAAGAGCUGCUACAAGAAGAAACCGAUGUUCAGCCUUUCGAAGCGCAUGAGAAAGAGCGUGCAAGACUCCAACGAGAUUUCAUUUCAGAGCGACGAUGGGGAAACUGUUGCCGAAGGCCCGCCGCCAUUAUCUCUCGCCUUCCUGCAGUCCGAGAAUGACCCUCAGCCCAAAACCUUCAUGAAUGCGAACAACUGUAACGUGUUAGUGCCAAACUCUGUCGGUAACAGUUGUGAGAAUGCACCGACUGUGGAUGUUCACUGCAAUCACAGCACUCCAGCGACCCCGCCGUCGCCCUGGGCUGAGAACAGCCCUCCGCUGGACACACACCCGGUCAAACAGACGUGGCAGAAGCUCUGUGAACAGUCCAAGCAGAGCAUCCACAGCAUGCGCAUCCGGAAGGAGCGGAAAGCCGCCAGGCAGCUCGGCUUCAUCAUUGGCGUCUUCAUGGUGUGCUGGAUCCCGUACUUCAUCACCUUCAUGGUCAUGGCUUUGUGUGAGACCUGUGUCCAUCAUGACCUUCACAUGUUCACAAUUUGGCUUGGGUACAUCAACUCCACCCUGAAUCCCUUCAUAUACCCGCUGUGCAAUGAGAACUUCAAAAGGGUGUUCAAAAAGAUAUUUCAUAUUAACAGAUAAAGUUUAGGAGAAAAACU